UUUUAAAAUCCGCCAUGAUAUCAUUUGGAUAUAUGUCUGAAACAAUUGGUCAUUUGAAGCCAUAAUGAUAUCGGUGUCGCGAUGACGUCAAAAGGAGUUCAGCAUCAUCCAGGUUGCGUACUUAUCUCCCUCUUCAAGGGGCUUCUGCAGAGGAAGGAGGCGCAUGCAGGCUGAGCGGCUGCUAAUGAGCUCAGAAGUCCAUCCAGAUAUACACCGUCACUUAUGCUGAUGAUUGGACGCAAGGGAAGCUGCGCUGAGCUGGACGGUGCAGCAGCUGCAGCACAGCGCACCGCAGAGAGAGGGCCAAGACAUGGGGCGCCUCCAGCGAAAUACAUGACAUAAAAAUAAAAAAUAAUUAGAAAACAGCUUGAGCAGUCUUGGCAGAAUCCUAUUAUUUUGAUUUGGAAAGGGUCAGUGUCAAGGUCGAGCUGGCUCCACCUGCAAAGCAGACUUCCUCUGUCCUUGCUGCAAUGAGUUUAGCACCCUCAGAUCACUCGCACAUGGGAGGCCUUAGCAAGGGAUGGAGAAUAACAAAAUCAUGACUUGCAUCACAGCUGCAUUUUAAACCGUGCUGCGGAAUCUUGAAGGGGUGUAAACAUUGUGAUAUUGCACUCGCUGAAUGAGAGCAGUCUGCAAGGUGGUGACUGAGAAGCACAAAACGCGCUUUGCUUUGCUGACUGGACGGUGCGUGUGCGCGCAGAUCGCUGACUUUGGGAUGGCCCGAAUGCUAUCAGCGGAUGACAGCUACGUUUCAACUGAGACUCUCGGGUCUCUGCCAUAUCUGGCCCGGGAGGUGCUGCAGCUAAACAAGGGUCGGGCGGAGACUGCUCGCCUCCGAAGCGAGGCCGCCGCGCUCGAGCAGCGGCUGGCUGACGGCCACUGCAUCGAUCUCGCCACCACCGCCGCCGAUGCGGCCGCGGCCCAGGACGCCCUUGCUGCGGCAGAAGCCGCCGCCGCUGCGGACGCGGCCGCCGCCCGGGACGCCCUGGCUUUGUCAGGAGCCGCCGCAGCCGGCCGGGCGGCCGAGGUCGAGGCGCUCUCCAGCCGGCUGGCCGCAGCGGAUGCGCGCGAAGCGGCGCGGCAGGAGGAGCUCGCGCAAACCAAGGCGCAGCUCGCCGGCGCACGUGAGCGGCUGGCCGCGGCCGAGGCGGCCCGGGCCGACGUGGGCUUGCGGUCGCUGCUGCAGGCGCAGACGGCGCUGCUCGAGGCGAAGGGCCGCCUGUCGGAGCAUGCCGCCGAAUUGGACCGCCUCCGAGCGCAAAUGGCGGCGGCCAAUGGAGAUGCUGAAUUGUUCCAAGCACAGCUGGAAGCGGCAGAAGGCAGGGUCUCAGGCACCACCACUGAAGAGAAUGCAGACCCGGAAGGGGAAGCAGAGAGUGCACAGGACGUGGAAGCCACAGCCGCCAGAGUGAGAAAUGCAGCGCGUUCAGCGACGGCACAGAUCGCGGCGCUGCGCACAGAUCUGGGGUACACCACCUCCGAGCGCGAUCGUGCGGCGGCCGCGGCGGCCUGGCGGCCAACCAGGGGCCGGCGUUGGCGCGCGCCGAAACAGAGGCGGCCGCGGCGGCGGAUGAGAUCGACAGGGAAUGAGCGGAGACGGAGCAGCGGCUGCGCGAGGGGAGAAAAAAUUCAGAAGAGUUGGCGGCCGCGCUGGAAGGGUGCAGGGUGCUGCUGCGGCAGUUGCAGGAGGAGGGCAGCUGAGCUGAAGGCGGCGGUGGAGGCUGCGCACAAAGAGAGGGAGGAGGUCCGGGGCCGCCUGUUGGACGCUGACAAGGCGCUGAGUCAGGCAAGGGCUGAGUCAGCGCGCAGGUGCAGCCAGAACAGGACGCUUCUCGGCAAGCUGGCUGCUGCACAGGAGCGGGCAAAGAAAGUAGAGGAGGUUGCAGAGAGCAGCAAGCAGCACAUUGCUGAGCUGGACGCACAGCUGGCACAACUCCAGGACACUGUGAAACGGCUGCAGCACAACUGCAAACUGCAGGAGAGCCAUAUUCCGGCACAUGCCCUGCAGAUGCUGGAGGCCGCAGAGGGGUCCCUGGUGGAGGCCCGGCGGGCGGCGGUGGCCACCGCAGAGCGGGGGGACCGGCUGUCGGCCGAGCGCGACGCCGCGAUGCGCCAGGUGGCGGCGCUGCAGGCCGCGCUGGCCGGGUUGGAGGCAAGGGAAGCUGCGCUGAGCUGGACGGCGCAGCAGCUGCAGCACAGCGCAGCGCAGAGAGAGGACCCCCGGGGGACCGCAGAAGGGCCAGGGGAAAUAUGCGGGGGUGAUCAUGCCGAUUGCUCCAGCUGCGCCGCCAAGGCCGAGCGCAUCUCUGAGCUGAGGUGA
Coccomyxa subellipsoidea C-169 is the source of this 2320-nucleotide messenger RNA. RefSeq lists its product as hypothetical. Lineage: Eukaryota; Viridiplantae; Chlorophyta; Trebouxiophyceae; Coccomyxaceae. The coding region runs from base 620 to 2320 and encodes 566 amino acids. The transcript has 10 exons. The record is from RefSeq and is a predicted model, not a curated record.